AUGGAGACCGGGGAUGAGGGCGGCGGGCCAGCGGCUGGGGACGAGGCGGUGUUGCAGCGCUAUGAUCGCUUGACGGACGAGUGUCGGGUGCAGUUUGAGGUUUUGCACCAGGUGCCGCAGUAUGGAAGCUAUUGGCGUGGUUUUUUCACAGCCGCCUUUGAUCGCUUCACGGCCCUCUGGAAGUUGCAGCGGGCCCACCGAGCCCUCCUCAUGGAGCGGCGACAGUUUGGUCGGGUCGAGAUUGGGGACAUGGCAUCGCGGAUCGCGCAAAUUUACUUUCAUUUCUACUUGCGCAGUGCCAACCGGUAUUACCUGAAACAGGCUCAGGAGUUUCUCGAGGCCGUGCGCUCCCGGCGCUACUUUGACGUGGACCCAGGCGCCAGUGCUCGAGGAGCUCGGGAGUUGCAUGCCAAACGCUUCCGCUGCCUCGCUCGCUACUUGGCCAUCGCUCUCCUGCUCCGCUCUGCCACACCUUUUCUUGAGACAUUAAUUCGGAACAUGCGUGAGGUGCCCUUUGCCAAUGGCCAGCAGGUAGCAGAUGAGGCUGCCGCCUUUCUGCAGGCAGCAUUGGGACCGUGCGCUGAACUGGACGAGCUAGGUGUGUGGCCGCCCGUUCCAGAAGCGCCUCGGUCUCCAUCCUUGCCGCCCCACUUGGAUCUGGGGAUCUGCCUCCUCGUAUCCUCGGUGCGGGGGCAGCGGCGCUUCAGCGAAGUGAACCUGGAUCUCUUUCGCAUGGCGGGCAGCCUUGAACGCCGUGGUGUGCACGCGGAGGGUGCGCCCAAGCAUCUCUUGUAUCGGCCAUCCAGUAACCUACUCCUUGCCGUGCUUGCCAGUGCGCUGGCCAAUAUGCCCGUCAAGGCCGCCUGCCUUAUCUACUUGGCUGCUCCACCAGCUCCACUGGAGCCCGCGGAGACCGUGUCACAUGCCCAUUCGGCUUCGCCGACAGGUGCCGAGCGUGACCUCGGAGAUCAGAUGCAGGUCAACGAGUCAGGUAGUGAGGACGAGGACGAGGACGAGGAUGAGCUCGCACCCGACGGCGUCCUCCUUUCAGUUGCGCCUUCGCUCCCGGCUACGGAUCCCGAGGCGGCCCAUGAAGCAAUGUCUGCCGUCUUGACGUUUCGUGAUGUCUACUUUGCAUUACGCCACCCCCUCAUUCUGAUUGUGGACAGUCACUCGGCGUGCUGCUUUGAUUUGCUCGUGACAAAUGUGGAGCUCAAAACGGUGCUGGUACUAGCAGCCCCUGCAUUCUGGCCUCCCCAUGCGCAAAGCCCAGCCCAGGGCUCCGUCUUGGCUGCGCUCCUGACGCAACCCACGAUUGGCCUUUUGCGCUUGUUACGUGGGUAUGACUUUGUCUGUCAGGUCGCGCCCCUUCACACCCUGGCACAGCUCCACGCCGACCUCGUGGCGCUGCGGCGCCUCCUCUUGCAGCCCGCCGUGCGGGGUUUUCAUGCAUGCCUAGCCAACGACUUUGUCGCCAGUUAUGUGGCAACCAUUACCGCCGCCGUUGCUCUGUUACGACGCUUACAAUGGCCGGCCCGUGCCACCCCAACUAUGUACCCAGGCUCGUUGCUGGAGCAGCUGGUUGCUCACGUUGCGGAGACAGCCGAACUGACGACGGCCCAAACCACGCUGCGAGAGUUUGGCAUUGUAGAGCAGGAGCACUGGCUCUUGACUGCCUCAGACUGA
Molecule: messenger RNA, 1686 nt
Organism: Monosiga brevicollis MX1
Lineage: Eukaryota; Choanoflagellata; Craspedida; Salpingoecidae
Exons: 3
Coding region: 1-1686 (561 amino acids)
Biological process (GO): DNA-templated transcription
Cellular component (GO): nucleus
Molecular function (GO): transcription corepressor activity
Source: RefSeq, a predicted model, not a curated record